This is a messenger RNA of Ostertagia ostertagi, 756 nucleotides long. Lineage: Eukaryota; Metazoa; Nematoda; Chromadorea; Rhabditida; Trichostrongylidae. The record is from the annotation of a GenBank genome assembly.
AUGACAAGGCCAUCCUACCAGCUACUGGGAAAACGUGUGAUAAACGGUGGGAGGCGCAGGCUUUUACGAGAAGUAUUACUUCCGGUGCUAAUUGGGCUUUCUAUUGGCUAUGUGUUUGGAUUGACUUUAAGUUUUGAGGAGAUCGAUUCCAUUGAUCAUAUUGCACAAAUCGAUGAAGAUGCUCCGGAAUCGACGUUAUUCUUCUUGCGGUGUCUUAUUUUGAAGCCGUUGAACUUUAUAACUGCAAUAAGAGACACUUAUGGGAGUGUAUGCAAUCAGACGAUUUUCUAUACAAACUCGGCGGACAUUCAAAAGAAAGCAGCAGAUCAAUAUGUCAUCGUUGUUGAUUCAAAAUUGAACGGUUUCUAUUGGAGCUACUUUCAACACGUGGUCGACUCGUCUUCAAAGGUACCUGCUCAAUGGACAUACAUCGGUGACGAACAGGGUUUUCUAUCGGUUCAAAAUCUGCGAAAACUCGUACGCGGCUUCAAUCACAAACACCAAUCAUCUCCUCUUAACUUCCAUUCUCCAGCCGUCACGAAUGUCGUACAGGCAGUCAUCGAUGGUAUGCAUCUAUUCCACGACAAGGAUCUCAAGACUUUGAUACCUGAAGCCUACCAGGCUAAACAUAACCACGGGGGCAAAGUUGUUCUUGGCUGUUGCUCGGACCAUGCAAUUUCAUUUGGACAGCUCAGUUACAAGGAUAUCAGACUUGCUGAUUUUGCAUCAGUACAUUGGAAAGUCUUUGGACUGGGC